Molecule: messenger RNA, 1369 nt
Organism: Anneissia japonica
Lineage: Eukaryota; Metazoa; Echinodermata; Crinoidea; Comatulida; Comatulidae
Product: gamma-butyrobetaine dioxygenase-like
Biological process (GO): carnitine biosynthetic process
Cellular component (GO): mitochondrion
Molecular function (GO): oxidoreductase activity
Source: RefSeq, a predicted model, not a curated record
UCCAUGAAAUAGAUAAUGGUCAAUGUCCAGUCACUUCCGGGUAGAUAAGAGCUGCCUUGAUCCGAAUGCUGCUAGGGCCUACACUUUAUAAAUUGGCGACGAAGACAAAGAUAGGCCUAUUCUACAACCCAUAGAGUACACACUUCCCCUUGUAAAUUUACAUGAUGAGUAACUUAGUAGUACACUUUUUGACUCGAAAUGCCAACAGACUACAUGCUAUGCGAUGGAUUAGGAGCCUUCACAUUAAAAUGCCAAUAAUACACGUUCCUGCAGUCUUUAUGUUUGGAAAGACGUCGUCUGUGAGGUCUUUUUCGGAAAAAGUGUCUUCAACGUCAUCCAAGUUAAUCAGCAAGAGUGGCAGCGAUAAUGGUUUCAAUAAAGUACAGGCAAUUUUUGCGUCAGAUGAUGGUAAAUUUGUAAACGUUUCAUGGAAUGAUGGUCGUGUGACGCAUUAUCCGUACAUUUGGCUAAGGGAUAACUGCCGUUGCAAACAUUGCUAUGAUUUCAAUCUCAAUGAAAGAGUAUUUUCUUUAAAAGACAUUAAUGCAAGUGCAACACUACAUUUUUCUGAGUUGGCUGAAGACAGUACUUUAAAACUACAUGAUACAAGCGGGCAUACUACAGUCAUUCAUCCCUCAUGGUUAAAAGACCGAAAUGUUGGAGAGAUCAGGAGUGAUCCUCUCAUAAAACAAAUACACUGGGGGUCUGAUGUGAUGACAUAUUUGCCAAGAUUCCAAUACGAUGAUGUAAUAAAUAAUAGCACUACCCUCUAUAAGUGGAUGAAAUGCACCAAAGAAUAUGGCUUAUCUUGGAUUAAAGGAGCGCCGACGCAAAACGACGAGCUCAGGACACUUGGGAAAAGACUUGCCCAUCUUAGGGAAACAUUUUACGGUGUUGUUUCGCGGGUCGAAUCGAAAGCAGAUCCAUUCUUUUUGGGCUAUACUUCAAAGGAGUUACCUUUGCACACAGACUACACGUAUGGAGCCAACAUUCCAGGGAUUGUUUUUCUGCAUGGAAUAAAAUGUGCGCCCUCUGGUGGUAAAAGCUGGUUGGUUGAUGGGUUUAAAUUGGCAAAAGAUCUCAAGAAGAAUGAUCCAACUGCAUUCAAGUUGUUAUCUACUGGUAUACUGAACUAUGAAAUGAAUGGAUUUGAUAUUGGGCCACAAUUUGAUCACAGGUGUAAUACACAGGUUAUAAGAGUCAAUUGGCGCGGUGAUGUUGACAAAAUCGCAUACAAUGACUAUACACGGACAGAGUAUUUGACUAACAUCUCUGUUGAUGACAUGCCAGCGUAUUAUGAAGCAUUGACUAAAUUUAUCUCCAUGGCCUACUCCCAAGAAUACCUUCUAGAAGCUAUGAUUGAGGAAGG